This is a messenger RNA of Owenia fusiformis, 1707 nucleotides long. The record is from the annotation of a GenBank genome assembly. NCBI's taxonomy places the organism in Eukaryota, Metazoa, Annelida, Polychaeta, Sabellida, Oweniidae.
CAGCAAAGCACGGAUGCUGGUGUAUUGUUACUGCGUACUAUUGUAAACAAUUGAUGGCCGAGAGCUCCCUCUCCGAUGCAAUGUCAUCCCUUCCAGGGGGUAGGAUUCAUCGAUAUUUUACAGCAGUUUGAUUUUAUAGGUGUGAAGAUAAUUUUGCUGGUUAAAGUACAUCCAGACAUGGUACGGACACAUAACUUUGAACAAAAGCAGACUUAGUAGAUGAUAUUAUGUGAAUGGCUCCAAUAAUGAGCAACAUCACGACGACAUUAGCGGCGGCGACAACGUCAGCACUUGUACAGGAUGGCGACCCCGUUGAAUCUGUGGGUGGAUUGGCCCCGUUUGCCAUUGUUGCGAUUGCAGUUUUCGGCGGCAUUCCCGGUAUUGUAUGUACGUGUCUCGUGCUGAGGUCGAUAAUUAAAAAAUCGAACAAGUACAAAAGUGGUAAAGUGACACCAUUGAUUGGAAACAAAAGAAAUAGUAGUCCAAAUGUUGAACAAAAAGAUAAGAGGAAGGACUUUGAUAUAUGGGUCAAUAAAAUGGAGAACAAAUCUGGAGAAGCGGUUGGAACUCCUUGUAGUUACAGCGGAACAAUGAAAACGCAGGAUUAUGGAUAUGUGCCAGGCCAACCCGAAUACAACGACCCAAUUCCGGAAGUACAAUUUAGAAACAAUCAAUAUACGGAUGAUAAUGCCUAUUACGACGAAGACUAUGAUACCCAACCAGUCCUCGAGGACCAUAGUAGUGAGACUCCGUCAGAUGAAGUGAAACCUAAAAAGAAAAAUAAGAAAGACAAAAAGAAAAAAGACUUUAAUGAAAAGAAAAAAGAUUCAGAUGAAAAGAAAAAAGACAAAAAUGAAAAUAAAAUUGAUACGAACGAUAAGGUAAAGGAACCAAAGAAAAAGGACAAGAAAUCAAAAAAGAAAGAUAAGGCAGUGACUGAAGAACCAGUUGAAAUAGAGGAAGACGAAGAAAGUUCAGCAGUCAUGAGUGGAAAGAAAAGUAAAAAUGGCCAAGAAAAAAAGAAAAAGAAGGAGGGCAAGAAAAAUAAAAAGAAGGAUAAAGAAUGAGGUGAUUUUUACAAGCCUUGUGCAAGGCUUUGUGUUUAAUGCAAAUUGGCCGACUGGUUGUCAUGUGAACAGUUGUUUGAACAUUGCCGAUUGAGAUCCGUCCAUCAAUUUGGCACUAAAGCAAGAGAAUGUAAUAAUCGAAAGAUAUAUUUUAACAUUUAUUUUUCUCUAAUGUUUAUUUUCUGUAAAACAAGCGAUGAGAAAAAUAAUAUUUUUUCUGUACUGAGGUAUUUCAAAGGAUAGACAUUGGUAUUGUAAAUCAGUUCUACUACUUUUUUCAGUUUUAACUUAUUACUUUGAUUUUAAAAAUGUUCAGCAUAUUUCAUCAUCAUUUUCAAAUGUGUAAUUGAAUUGUUUGUCCAUACACAGAAAAAGUUUGUUUUACAUUUUGAAUGGAUAUUGUACAAGCAGUGUAUCCAAUCUAUUGAAUUCCCAUGAUAAAUAACACGUUACGACACGGACAAAGUUUUGAAGUCCAGGAAGUUAGAGUCUUGGUUAAAGAAAAGUAACAGAGAGAGACCACAUAUGGGUCUGUUUGAGAGGAAGACGAGUAGAAAUUCUGUACUUUGGUGAUGGUUGAUGGAAUAUAAUUUUAUGCAACAGUGAAAAUGUACAGAUUUAAUAUUUUACUAAAUUAUAA